AUGAGUGGCCGUGAGGCCAACCGAGCUUGGGAUCGACGUGAAAUCGACAAAACAAUGCUGAGGUUCUUUAUGUUUUCCGACGAGUUUUCGAACACCUUAACCGGGCGACCAAUGGCGAUUCACAUAGCAGGGAUGACCGGGGUUUGGUCGGAAUCGAGUGGGGUACUCGAUGACGAGGGUGGUGUGAUCAUCGAAGCUCGAGAUCGAUGUGAAUUUGAGGAAAAUCGUGCGGUAGCUUUUGUUGGAAUUCCACACAAGGAAGCAGCAGUCAGGUGCUGUGAUGAGGUCCAUCCACUGGCAAAGUCCAUAGGAGCAGUAAAUACAAUAGUAAGAAGGCCGAUGGAUGGCAACCUGAUCGAAAGGCAGGUUAACAGAAAUGGAGCGUUCCAUGGUACAUCUUCUCCAAUUUCCAGAAGAAGUUUUGUUUUGAUUGGAGCAGGGGGUGCAGGAAGAGCAAUGGCUUUCGGUGCUAAAUAUAAAGGGGCCAGAAUUGUUAUUUUCAACCGCAAUUAUGAGCGAGCAAAAGCCCUCGCCGAUGCGGUUUCUGGGGAAGCAUUGCCAUAUGAAACUUUAGAAAAGUUCCGUCCGGAGACGGGAGCGAUCCUUGCAAAUUAUUCUGCUAUUGGAAUGGAACCCAAUUCAGAUCAAAGUCCUGUUUCAAAGGAGGCUUUGAGAGCAUAUGACUUGGUUUUUUAUGCGGUUUACACGCCUAGAAUCACACGACUCUUGAAAGAGGCUGCUGAGGUUGGUGUCGCAGCAGUGAGUUCAGGCUGUUCACUGGUGGCUCAGCACCUGAAGACUUUAUGCAGAACUUGUAAUGAAACAAUUCUGAAAUCGGCAAUGCUCAAGUUGGAAAUCUCUGAAGGAUAUGUUGGUUUUUUAUGCUAG
Molecule: messenger RNA, 888 nt
Organism: Hibiscus syriacus
Lineage: Eukaryota; Viridiplantae; Streptophyta; Magnoliopsida; Malvales; Malvaceae
Product: bifunctional 3-dehydroquinate dehydratase/shikimate dehydrogenase, chloroplastic-like
Exons: 7
Coding region: 1-888 (295 amino acids)
Biological process (GO): chorismate biosynthetic process; shikimate metabolic process
Molecular function (GO): shikimate 3-dehydrogenase (NADP+) activity
Source: RefSeq, a predicted model, not a curated record